CGCGCCGCCGCGGGCGGCAGAGGCGGCACGGGCCGCGGUGCGCUCUGGGACGGGGAGUCCGUGCGGUCGCGCGUCGUAGCGGCCCGCGCGGGAGGCGGCGCUCUGACCUGGCGGGUUCGCCCGGGCCGUGUCCCGCCGCUCCCGCCGCCGGCCCUGCUCGCCGGGAAGAUGGCUGCCGUCCGCAGGGCCCGCAGGGACUCCCGCUGCGUGGUGCGCUUCUCCGACCGAGAACUCUGCUAAGUGCCCCUCGCGGGCAGGGAGGACACACGGACCAAGCGGGGGAGCAGAGCCCCCGGGACGGGACAGCGCCGCCCGAGCGUCGGCAGCAUGGCAGAAGCUGAAGAAGAUUGUCACCCUGAUUUGGUAAGAACCGAUGACAGUGAAAGAUCUGGUGAAGCAAAUCUUCAGGCAGAGCUCCAGAUGUUCAGAGCUCAGUGGAUGUUUGAGCUUGCCCCAGGUGUGAGUUCUAGUGGGUUGGAACCUCUGCCAUGCAGAGCAUCAUCAAGAGAACCUGGACUAAAGUCUGUUGAUGCCAGGGGAAAACAGGAGAUAGCAAAAGAGGAAAAGGCAAAAGAACUUUUCCUGAAGGCAGUGGAAGAAGAGCGAAAUGGGGCCCUUUAUGAAGCCAUCAAGUUUUAUCGUCUAGCCAUGCAGCUUGUACCUGAUAUAGAAUUUAAGAUCACCUAUACACGGUCCCCAGAUGGUGAUGGAGUUGGAAAGAGGUGUGUUGAGGAUAGCAAAGAGGAUGACAAAAUGGCAGAUCUCCUGACGGAUUUCCAGCAGCAGUUAACUCUUCAGGAAUCUUCAGUCAAACUUUGUCAGCCUGAAGUUUGUGUCAGCCAGACCCACAUCUCAGCGUUGCCUAUGGAAGUACUAAUGUACAUUUUCCGAUGGGUGGUUUCAAGUGACUUGGAUCUAAGAUCAUUGGAGCAACUAUCUCUUGUUUGUCGAGGAUUUUACAUUUGUGCCAGAGAUCCUGAAAUCUGGCAUCAAGUGUGUUUGAAAAUAUGGGGCAGGAGCUGCAAUAAACUUGUUCCAUAUACAUCUUGGAGGCACAUGUUUUUGGAAAGGCCUCGCGUUCGAUUUGAUGGUGUAUAUGUCAGCAAGACAAAAUACAUACGUCAAGGAGAACAGUCUCUUGAUGGUUUCUAUAGAGCAUGGCACCAAGUGGAAUAUUACAGGUAUUUGAGAUUCUUUCCAGAUGGUCAAGUUAUGAUGCUAACAACUCCUGAAGAUCCUCAAUCUAUAGUUCCUCGCUUACGGACUAAAAACACAAGAACGGAUGCAAUCUUGCUUGGCCAUUAUCGCCUUUCCCAGGAAACAGACAAUCAAACCAAAGUAUUUGCUGUAAUAAUGAAGAAAAAGGAUGAGAAACCAGUUGAUUACCACAAAUACAGGUAUUUCCGCCGAGUUCCUGCUCAAGAAACGGAUCACAGUUUCCAUGUAGGACUGCAGUUGUGCUCCAGUGGGCGCCAGAGGUUCAACAAACUUGUGUGGAUACAUCAUUCUUGUCACAUCACUUGCAGAUCAACUGGUGAGACAGCUGUUACUACUUUCGACAUUGACAAGAUGUACACCCCUCUGUUCUUUGCACGAGUGAAGAGUUUUACUGCAUAUUCAGAAAAGCCGCUCUAAGAAACACCUUCUCCUCUCACAACUUUUGCAUGAGUAAAAGGUUGUAGCUAAUAAGCACUUAAGUUAUAAAUGUGUAUAUAUUUGGAGCAUUUUAAAAUUCUGGGAAAUUUCUUGAAGGCAGUAUGUUCUAUUUGAUUGUGAAUUGCUGGGAUUUUGUUUUGAUUUUUGUUUUGAGAAGCUUAUGAGUGUUAAACACAUUUUAUUUGUGAUAAAAAUUUGAUAAAGUUUUGUUGUGUUGGGUUUUUUUUUAAAAAAAAUUUUUAAUCAGUUUGCUUAAAAUGUGAAUGUUCAUCUGCCUAGACUCCGAUUCGUUCAAAAGGAAUCAAUAGGAAAAUCUCACUGUCCAUGGGACAGUGUGUAUGGUCUCUGCUGAAGACUUGAAAUGUGAAAAGGGAGAAAGUUGUCAUCUGUUAAACUCUGACUUAAAAGAACUUCAAAUAAAUGUUUUCUUUAAAUUAAA
Passer domesticus (house sparrow) is the source of this 2095-nucleotide messenger RNA. It is a transcript of the gene FBXO9, whose product is annotated as F-box protein 9. Gene Ontology annotation, molecular function: protein binding. The transcript has 13 exons. Lineage: Eukaryota; Metazoa; Chordata; Aves; Passeriformes; Passeridae. Gene Ontology annotation, biological process: SCF-dependent proteasomal ubiquitin-dependent protein catabolic process. Bases 328 to 1635 code for a protein of 435 amino acids. The record is from RefSeq and is a predicted model, not a curated record. Gene Ontology annotation, cellular component: cytoplasm; SCF ubiquitin ligase complex.